Neospora caninum is the source of this 1887-nucleotide messenger RNA. RefSeq lists its product as hypothetical. The transcript is spliced from 3 exons. Gene Ontology annotation, biological process: inner dynein arm assembly; cilium movement; cilium-dependent cell motility. Gene Ontology annotation, cellular component: axoneme. NCBI's taxonomy places the organism in Eukaryota, Apicomplexa, Conoidasida, Eucoccidiorida, Sarcocystidae. The record is from RefSeq and is a predicted model, not a curated record. Bases 1 to 1887 code for a protein of 628 amino acids.
AUGGACGAACGAGCAGACGGUGCGGGUACUCUCUCUGCUUCAUCUUCUUCCUCCUCUGCCUCAUCUUCUUCCUCCCCCUCUUCUUCCUCCCCCUCUUCCUCUUCUUCCUCAUCGUCCUCGUCUUCUUCCUCUCUUUCCUCCCCGCUCGCUUCGUCUUGCCCUCCUCGUGGUCACGAAGAACGUCCUUUCUUUCCUAGCCUCGCCACAGUCAAAAACGAGGACACAGCGGAGGUCGAAGGCUCUCCGUUCGCGGGAGAAAGAGAAAACGAUCGACACCCAAGGCAAGGUGAAGCGAUCUACGCUGCUUCUCCCCGUCAAGAUGCAGAGAUCGGCAUGAUGGCACAAAAAGAGGAAGAAGAGAAAGAGGAAGAUGAGAAGGAAGGGAAAGAAGAGAAAGAGGAAGAUGAGAAGGAAGGGAAAGAAGAGAAAGAGGAAGAUGAGAAGGAAGGGAAAGAAGAGAAAGAGGAAGAUGAGAAGGAAGGGAAAGAAGAGAAAGAGGAAGAUGAGAAGGAAGGGAAAGAAGAGAAAGAGGAAGAUGAGAAGGAAGGGAAAGAAGAGAAAGAGGAAGAUGAGAAGGAAGGGAAAGAAGAGAAAGAGGAAGAUGAGAAGGAAGGGAAAGAAGAGAAAGAGGAAGAUGAGAAGGAAGGGAAAGAAGAGAAAGAGGAAGAUGAGAAGGAAGGGAAAGAAGAGAAAGAGGAAGAUGAGAAGGAAGGGAAAGAAGAGAAAGAGGAAGAUGAGAAGGAAGGGAAAGAAGAGAAAGAGGAAGAUGAGAAGGAAGGGAAAGAAGAGAAAGAGGAAGAUGAGAAGGAAGAGAAAGAAGAGAAGGAGGAAGAAGAGGAAGAGGGAGAGACACCUGGACAGGAUGAAGAGAUACAGCCGCUUGCACCUGCCGCGGAGGCACCACAGGUGGACCCCGGCAAAGAGGAGGAAGGAUUCGAAAUGGAAGAAAGGGAAGACGGAGGCAAACAGGAAGACCCCGGCAAAGAGGAGGAAGGAUUCGAAAUGGAAGAAAGGGAAGACGGAGGCAAACAGGAAGAGCCCGAUCGAAGGGACGAGGUGACAAGAUUUCCGCUUUCGUCUGACGGCUUUGCCGACCGCCUUGCUCGCGGCGAAGAACCUGCGGAGAGCGGCGGCCACGCCCACGAGAUCAGCGAGUCGGCUUUUGCCCAGUUCGUCGCCGAGGCAAGUGCGCAGACUCGCGCGUUUCCGACAGCCUGGAAGGGCCUUCUUCCCUCGUUCGCGAACGCAGCCAACCGCGCAGUGCACGGGGAAGUUCUCGCCCUGAGAGAUAAAACCCAGGCGCUGAACCUGCAAAUCGCGGAAAGGGAAGAGAGGUCAAAGUUGAUGGAGGUGCACUUGCGGCAUCUCCUGGCCGAGGCGAAGACACUCGCCGGGAUUGUGAAGGCAAAGCAAGACGCUGCGGAGACGGACCGUCACGUCGCAGAUCUGCAUCGGCGACACUUGGGGAAAGUUGAGAGCGAGAAGAAGACCGUUCAGAACGAAAUUGCAGCCUUCCAGCAGAGGCUCCUCUCCGUGCAGGCAGACGCGGUGACGAGCAGCGAGAAAGUCGACAAAUUCAAGCUGCAAAUGAACUGGAACGAAGACGAACUCAGCCAGUGGGUGGCCGCCGAGAAACAGAAACAGGAUGAUCGCCUCGAAGUGGAGCGUCUCCAGCGGGCAGACGAGCGCGAGGUGAAGCAGCUGACGCUUCAGAUCGAGAAGCUCAGCUUGGAAACACAGGCACAGAAAACGAAACUUCACCAGCGUACCACAGACGCCAAGACGCUGCGAAUCGAACUGCAGGCGGCAGCCCGCCACUUUCGCUCUUUGCAAGAAGACCGCCUCCACGUCAUUGAGCAGUGGUCUGUCAACUCUGCACAGAUAUAA